GCCGCGGCGCGAUGGAGGCGCCGGCCGAGCUGCUGGCCGCGCUGCCGGUGCUCGCCACGGCGCUGGCGCUGCUGCUCGCCUGGCUGCUGGUGCGGCGCGGGGCGGCCGCGAGCGCGGAGCCCGUGUCCCCGGCCAAGGCCCCCGGGACUCCCGCACCGCCCGACCCCUGCGCCCCAGAGCCGGCGGCCGCGCCGGAGGGCCCGGGGGAGCUCGAGGGGCCGGGGGAGCGCGAGGCGGCACCGGCGGAGGCGGAGGAGCAGGCCGCCGAGGCCAGGCAGGAAGAGGAGCAGGAGAAGGAGCAGGAUGGCCAGGAGGGCCCACCCCAAGCAGUGCCUGAGGAAGAGGAUGGGGGAGAGGUUUUCUCCUUUAAAUACAGCCCCGGGAAGCUGCGGGGAAACCAGUACAAGAAGAUGAUGACCAAAGAGGAGCUGGAGGAGGAGCAGAGAGUGCAGAAGGAGCAGCUGGCUGCCAUCUUCAAGCUCAUGAAGGACAACAAGGAGACGUUUGGGGAGAUGUCCGCGGGCGACGUGCAGGAGCAGCUCCGGCUCUACGACAUGUAGGCGGCCCUGGCCCUCACGUGCAGACGUCAGCGGGCCCCUUCCCUCCCCCACGCGUAGCCAUAGAGGUGGAUGACACACGGAUCGCGCAGUUGCCACAGUUAGGCCUCCUUUUACGGGAAUCGGGAUCCUUGUCAUCAGAGUUAGACUGGUUUGCUAAGAGCAUGCUCCCCUCCUGCUUCCUCCCAUGCACUUACAGAGGCUUCCAGAAAGCCUUCUGAGGCAGAAUGAGGGUGCAGCGUUGUUAGACUGGACACCCAGGCAGCAGGACCCGUUACCCCUCUUCCCCACAGCACCCCGAAUCCAUUCCACACCAGGUGCCCGGAGUGGUGGGGGGCUGUGCCCGGGGCUUCGAGCUGCUGCCUGCCCUGACUCGAGCGUCCUUUUAGCAAAAACCCUAACUCAACACCCACCUUCCGUGCUGGAACGGAUCAGUGUAAUCAGAGCUGAGACCGGCGAAGAGCUCCUCCCAUUUAAGCAUGAGACUUAACUUUCCGUGUAAGGAAGGGAGGCUCAUUUGAGUGCUUAUCACGCAGCCGGGACCAUGCUCGCUGCUAGGGAGAGACAUCCAGGAUGUGACAUGGUGCCCACCAUUAGGGGGAUGAAGGUCCUCCAGAUGCUAGGGAGAGACAUCAAGGAUGCGACAUGGUGCCUACCUGUAGGGGGACGAAGGUCCUCCAGAGAAGACGGGCAUGUGUGCAGGGAAAGAGCAUCUCCCCAGACAGCAUGCAGGAAAACACCAAAAUGACCUGACGGGACAGGACACCUCGGGCUCAGUAGGUUUCCGGGAGUUCAGCCAGCGAAUACAGCAGCUCCUUCAUGCUGCACGGGCCCUGUUUCUGCUCACCCCAUUGGCAGGAAAACUCACAGCAAACGGAGUUAGGGAGGGUCUGCUGAGGAGAGAACCUAUGAAGUUCUUAUAAAUAUUUUGUAUU
Neomonachus schauinslandi (Hawaiian monk seal) is the source of this 1492-nucleotide messenger RNA. RefSeq names its product matrix remodeling associated 7 (gene MXRA7). The transcript is spliced from 4 exons. Bases 12 to 560 code for a protein of 182 amino acids. The record is from RefSeq and is a predicted model, not a curated record. NCBI's taxonomy places the organism in Eukaryota, Metazoa, Chordata, Mammalia, Carnivora, Phocidae.